Cinclus cinclus is the source of this 1223-nucleotide messenger RNA. RefSeq names its product phosphopantothenoylcysteine synthetase (gene PPCS). Gene Ontology annotation, molecular function: phosphopantothenate--cysteine ligase activity. The record is from RefSeq and is a predicted model, not a curated record. The transcript has 4 exons. Gene Ontology annotation, biological process: coenzyme A biosynthetic process. NCBI's taxonomy places the organism in Eukaryota, Metazoa, Chordata, Aves, Passeriformes, Cinclidae. Gene Ontology annotation, cellular component: cytoplasm; nucleus. The coding region runs from base 6 to 1034 and encodes 342 amino acids.
UGGUCAUGGCGGCGGCGGCCAAGGAGGAGGAGGACGUGGACAAGGACAACAACGUGGAUGUGGCGGCGACCGAGGGCCGGGUGCGGGCUUGGGCGGCGGCGCAGGCGGCACGCGGGCGGCGCGUGGCACUGGUGACGUCGGGCGGGACGCAGGUGCCGCUGGAGGCUCGCGCCGUGCGCUUCCUGGAGAACUUCAGUAGCGGUCGGCGCGGGGCUGCCUCAGCCGAGCGGCUCGUGCGGGCGGGUUACGGCGUGUGCUUCCUGCACCGCGCCCGUUCCGUCUUCCCCUGGGCCCGCGCCCUACCGCCGCACGGGCCUGCGCUACUCGACGCGCUCCGCCUCAUCCCGGGGCCGCCGCCCGGCGUGACCGCCGCCCCCGCCGCGCUGCCUACGCUGCUGCCCGCGCUCCGCGAGUACCAACGAGCCACGGCGGCGGGCGCGCUGCUCGCCAUCGAGUUCACGGGCCUCGUUGAAUACCUGGCGCUGCUGCGCGCAGCCGCCCGAGCCCUGGCGCCCCUCGGCUCCAGUGUCAUGUUCUAUCUGUCAGCCGCCGUGUCAGAUUUCUACAUCCCGGUCUCCGAGAUGCCAGAGCACAAGAUCCAGUCCUCGGAGGGGCCUCUGCAGGGUCCUUCUCCUGAGAACUGGCUGUGGAUAAAACCUGGGAAAGCUGCAAAACAGUGGCUCGUGUGUGUUGUCAGAGGGAACAUGCGGAUCACAAUGAAGAUGGUGCCAAAGAUGCUGUCACCCCUGGUCAGAGACUGGGCCCCUGAGGCCUUUGUGAUUUCCUUCAAACUGGAGACAGAUCCCCAGAUCCUCCUGGAUAAAUCUCGACAGGCUCUGGAGAAAUACCAGCACCAGGUGGUGGUGGCCAAUGUCCUGGAAUCCCGGAGAACCUCUGUCAUCAUUGUCACCAGGGACUCACAGACUCCCUUAUCCCUCUCCGAUGAGGAAGUAGCACAAGGCAUGGAAAUCGAGGAGAAGAUUGUGAGUUACCUGCAGGGCCAGCACACAGCUUUUAUAGAGAAAAAAGGCUGAAGAGCAGCUCAGAGGAAGCAAGAGAAUUGUGCUGCAGAGGGAGUGGGACCAGAGCGAUUGUCUGUCCAGGGAAAUAAACCAAUCCCUGCGGAACACUAAGGAGGGCUGUUGAACACUCUGUCACUUUUAUACAGCUUGGCCACGGCUAUUGCAGCUUUGUAAAAGAGAAAUACAUAGAAGUGAAACCAU